This is a messenger RNA of Delphinapterus leucas (beluga whale), 2167 nucleotides long. NCBI's taxonomy places the organism in Eukaryota, Metazoa, Chordata, Mammalia, Artiodactyla, Monodontidae. The record is from RefSeq and is a predicted model, not a curated record.
UGGGGAUUGACUGGGCACCUGGUGCAGGGCCAUGUCCUUGGUCCCUCUCAGGAAAGGGCUGGGUGGGAUUGAAGUUCAGGGUCAACUAAACAAGCAACAGAGGCAGCACAGGGCACCUGUGAUGGACCCACAGUCUCCUUGAGGAGGACGUAGUGUGUCUCUGGGGCUUCUUAGUGAUUCCUGGUCACUCUGGGGGGCCACAGAAGGACAACAAGUGAGAACUGGCCUGUCCUUCGUGGUGAGGGGCCUGAGUCUGGGUCUCUGUCCCGGGGCAUCACCAGUGGUUGUGAAUAAUGGGGAGUUGGAGGACGUUUCCACCACAGGGCCCCUGGUGCUGAGAAAGGAAGCACCUGGUUUUCUGGGCAGAGUGGGUUGGGCUGCAGGUGCCAUUGGGGUGGGAAGGGAAGGACUGUGUUUUUCCCAAGCAAACCUAGUGGUUGUCUAGCCCCACAGAGGCUUGCUACAGGGGUGGAAAGCUCCAGACCCAGGGCUUUCUUUGUGUCAGGGUUGUGGGAGGCCACCACCUCACCAGCACAGUGAUCAAGCAGGGGGCUCUGCUCCUGGGGGGACUGUUGCUGGCCCUGAGCCCUGCCUCCCCUCUGGGGCCCCAGAGCUCCGGGCCGGCCCUGCCUCCUGCCCUGUGUCCCCAGCUGACGCCAUGGGAGAUGUCUCCAGCUGCUCUACGCUCUGCCCCCUCACCUCCCUGCUCCUUCUCAUCCAGCUGCCCACUGGGGGGCCCACAGAGGGGUUCUUCGUGGCUGGCCCCUCGGAUCCCAUCGUGGCAGUGCUGGGCGGAGACACCGUGCUGCCCUGUCAUGUGUUCCCACCCAUAAGUGCAGAAGACAUGGAGCUGAGGUGGCUCCGCUCCAAGUCUUCAGAAGCCGUGUUCAUCUAUCAAAACCGAGUCAAGCAGGAUGAGGGGCAGAUGGCUCGUUACGCAGGGCGGACCUCGCUGGUGAGCGACUUCCUUGCCCAGGAGGAGGCUGCCGUACGCAUCCAGAGGGUCCAGGUUUCAGACAAUGGGCUGUACACCUGCUUCUUCAGAAAGGGAGGCUUCUACAAAGGGGCGAGUUUGGAGCUGAAGGUGGCAGGUGUGGGCUCUGCCCCUCAGGUGCGCAUCACAGGGCCCGAGGAGGAUGGGGUCCGUGUGGUGUGCACGGCCUCAGGGUGGUUCCCAAAGCCCCAGGUGCAGUGGAGAGACCUCAGCGGAGAGAAGUUCCUGGCGUUCUCCGAGGCCCACAGCCAGGACGCUGAAGGGCUGUUCAGCGUGGAAGUGGCUCUGGUGGUGAGAGACAGCUCUGCAGGGAACGUGACCUGCUCCGUCCUCAACACUGUCCUGGGCCAGGAGAAGGCCAUGGCCAUUUUCAUCCCAGAGCCCUUCUUCCCCCAGGCCUCUCCCUGGAAGCUGGCUUUCUCAGUGAGCCUGACUGUGCUGAUGGCUCUGCUCCUUGGGGCUGGAUAUUACACCAUGAGAGAACAUUUCAGGAAGUUGCUGGUGAUGCGAGAAAAGGAGAAUCUGCGCCUGGUGAAGGAGCAGGACUGGUGGAUGGAGGAGGAGGUGCUGAAGGACACAGAUGAACUCCGGACAGAACUCGGCUGGCGGAAAUCCACUUACCUGGCUGCCUGGAGGAAGGCCCAGCUGUAUGCAGAUUGGCAGAAGGAGAAGUUCCAGGCCUGUGAGUGACUUCGUGUUCUUUCUGGACGUUCCUACUGCUGCGCCCGUGGCCUCUCCUUCAGUUCUCAGUGGUGAUGCAGACGCUGGCGCCAUCAGUGGUGGUGGCGCGUUGUGGUGCUGACAGUCACAUAGGACUCUGGAUCCAGGAUCUGCCCAUUCAAACCUUGUGGUCUCUCAUGAAAACAUGACUGUGGCCUGGAAGGACACCAAUGGAUCUUGGAAGCCGAGAAACUAUUUGUAUUAGCCUGAGAUAUCUUUGAGCUUGUGGGACAUGCAUAUACUCCCACGUGGACUCUUUCAUCUACAAAUCCUGAGACUGAUCCUGAGAGUAAGGAGUAGAGUCCCUCUUCGGCCAUCAGGGAAUGGACUCACCAGCCUGGAACAAUUCUUUCCUCCAGUCUGAAAAGAAAUAUGUAUUAUCAGACCUAGUGCCUGAAUUUCCUGGUACAAGAGAACUAAAAGGCCCUUAAAAUGGAGAAUAUAGAAGACUGG